Messenger RNA from Oryza brachyantha (malo sina), 751 nucleotides. RefSeq lists its product as uncharacterized. The record is from RefSeq and is a predicted model, not a curated record. NCBI's taxonomy places the organism in Eukaryota, Viridiplantae, Streptophyta, Magnoliopsida, Poales, Poaceae. The transcript has a single exon. The coding region runs from base 61 to 414 and encodes 117 amino acids.
GCGCGCACACCGCAACACGUCAUCCGCAAAACUCGCUACGCACGCGCGCGCGCGACAGCAAUGGCGGUUGCCUCGGCGACGUCGACGGCGGCGGAGGAGGAGGUGGUGCUGCUGCGGUGCUUCGACCGCACCAGGGUGCCCGCGCCGGCGGGGCUGGCGGCCGGGAGGUCGGCGCUCGUGGCGGCGGCGGCGGCGGCGGCCGGCGGCGGCGCGGUGGUGGUGGACGUGCCGGGCAACGUCUGCGGGGUGGACGUCGCGGCGGCGGUCGCCUACUGGAAGCGCCGCGCGGCGGCGGCCGACGGGGAUGCGUUCGACGGCGAGUUCAUCGGCGGGCUGACCCACGACGCGAGGAUCGAGCUCAUCGUCGCCGCGCACCACCUCGCCGACAACGCCCUCUUCGCCCUCCUCACCUAGAUUUCUCGCUGCUGCUUAAUCCUAAAAUUAAUUCUACCUCCAAAUCGUUCCGUUUCAUCUCUUGAUUAGUAGUAUCAGUAAAAUUUAGUCCUUUUCCGUUUCUUUAGAGUAAAAAAGUUAGUCUUUUUUCUACCAAAUCCAGCAACUACAAAGAUUGUGUUUUGGAGUUAGGUUUACUAGAUUAGAUAUGAUGUCUAUCUGGAUCCGCUGUUUUUAUUUAUUUUUUGUGUUAUUAAUUACCUUUGAAUAGUAAGUUAUCCAGGUCAAUUUUGUUUGUUUGAUUGAUUCGGGAGGAUUUCUGGUUAGUUCCGUGAAUGACGCAAAUUAAAUGAAAAUA